Dreissena polymorpha is the source of this 1913-nucleotide messenger RNA. RefSeq lists its product as uncharacterized. The record is from RefSeq and is a predicted model, not a curated record. The coding region runs from base 151 to 861 and encodes 236 amino acids. Lineage: Eukaryota; Metazoa; Mollusca; Bivalvia; Myida; Dreissenidae. The transcript has 2 exons.
CCGACCUUUUUAAAUUAAAAUCGGAAGUAUGAGUAUUAAAUUAUAUUAAAAUAAGACGAAAGUGGUGUCGCAUUUUAGUUUUUAUGAAGGCGUAAUCAACACUUAUUGUCGUGUUUUUAAUGCUAAAUUUUUAACUUUGAGCGAUUCAAUAUGGGAUCAACGGAGUCAAAGAGAGAAAGCAGAAUGGAAGGCUAUCGGGUGGAUGUCGCAAGGAGACCAAGCUAUACCUACAGGACCCAAUAUGGACACAACUGGUAUUGCAGUGGCAAUGAGUAUCUUCAAAGAAUCAACAACUCAUUAUCAGCUAUUAAAGUUUGCAGGAGUGAUGCCAUAAGUCUGGAGAACACGCUUCGGUGGGAAUUUUUUGACAAUUGGCAAGAGGAAUGUGAAAUUAAAGAGUUUAAGGGGUAUUCAACGCUUCAGCUUAGUUCAUUGAUUUCAGAUAUAAGCGAGAUGUACGGCGAAGAUUCAAUUCGUAAAUUAAACGGGAUUCAAUUUUGCCAACAUCUUGAAACAAAGAAAUUCGAAUUUAUUUUUGGUACUGAUCUUAGAACAGGAAACUUGAAAUUUGGAACGGUAGUCAUGACGAAAAAUGGGGACACUGUUAACGCAGUUUGCUGUGUGUAUAAUCUGAAAUUUUCUGUUGCCGCAGAAGUGGAAAGUGAAACUACAAAGGAAUAUUUUCUAGGAUUUGAAACCAGUUCAAAAACCAGAACUUGGACGAAGCAAAGGAGUAUUGGAUUUGUCACGCAGCGAUCGCUUAUAAACUUCUGCCGGAUGAAGGCUUUGGAUGAGUUCCAGAGGCACGGAGUAGUAUCAACUAUUAACGUUGUCAGGUCAAUUACCGAUGCUGAACAGUGAACACUGUUCAAGGAGAAUACGUCAGAUACAUCUAUGCCAGCGAUAAAAAAGCAGACUUGUUUGAUGUUUUUUGUGUGUCCUUGCAUAGAAUGAAAUCAAACUUCAACAAUGACAUUAUAUUCAAGGACCAGAUUGAAUCAUCCAAUCAAUAGUUAAAAUUGUUAUGCUUCAGCUGAAGUGAAAUGAGUUGAUUUAUUGUAUUCGAUCUAUAACCCUAUAUUGCAAAAUCGGCUUUCGAAACAGAGUUCCAUCUUGCGUGAUACCGUUGCUGCUGUUACCAACAUGAUACAUUUAAUAAAGUUCAAUGACUUAUUCCAAUUUUGGUCAUUUAUAGAUAAACGAUAAUAUCUGCAUUUUGUAAAUAUUUGUUUCAGCAAGUUGCAAAAUGUUAAAAUAUUAUUUUAAAUGCUGUUUCACUUCAUUAAUUGUUUGUUCUGAAUUUAACUUAAUACAAGACAAGACAAAACUAUUUAUUUCGUAAAUAUUAUACAUGCAUGAGAUGUGAAUAAUUAUUUGAUUAAGAUAUAUAAUUAUAUAAAUAAUGCAAUUUUCUUCAAGUUCAGAUCAUUUUUCGUUUUCAUCACAUUAAUAAAAUCGAUGUGUUCUGUAUUUCCACUCUACCAAGAUAAUGAUGAAUGUUACGAUCUUCGUGAAAUUUAAAAGAAUAAAAAAUUCAUGAAAUUUGUUUUCAAUGACACAAGUGCUUUUAACAUUUAGACAGUGUGAACAAUGUUUAAGAUCAUGCUCUAUAUAUAGAUGUCGUACGGUUUUAAUUAGAAAAUUACGGUUCGAAAAUCUAAACUUUAAGAUGCUUGUACCAAUGUUACACUUCAGAAAUACGAUCCUAAAUAAUACUGUUUAAUAGAUUUCACCACCCCUCGAUAGAACAUACGUGUUCUUCCAUAAAUUGUUAUUUUGUAUUUGUUGUUUUCAUGUAACUUUUAUGUUACAUUAUAAAAUGUUGUUAUUCGUAUUCACGUGACAGAAAAUAGUUUGUAUAUUUUAGUAUGAAGACGAUGUACUACUGUAUAAGUAUAAAUAACCUAUCUGUC